Messenger RNA from Klebsormidium nitens, 2601 nucleotides. Lineage: Eukaryota; Viridiplantae; Streptophyta; Klebsormidiophyceae; Klebsormidiales; Klebsormidiaceae. The record is from the annotation of a GenBank genome assembly.
GACUUUGGUUGGAACCGAAUGAGGCCUGGAUUCUGGAAGGUGGAGGCUGGCCACCACUUAGAACAGGCUGUUGCCAUUGGCAGAUCCGGGGGAGGAACCUCUUUCCACUCGGCUAGCGCAUUCUGAACCGAUGGCCCUGACGCUGGGAGCGGCAGACCUUUGGAUGUGUGCCGGGAUUCUGGGGCAGGUCCCAGCUUUGGUGUGGCUAGGCCUCAGCGCAGUGAUUGUUUGUGCCCUUAUCUAUUGGGCUUUGGACUUCUACUUCCUUGAGGCACUGCUCACUUGCUUUGCCGUAGCGGUGGAAGUAGGCACAGAGUCGCCUGUUUCACGACUUGUGGCAGAGAGAUGCGUCAGUCUCAAGCGAAGAUACCGCUCGACACCCUGGCUCUGCAGCCCCCACCUGCAGACUGUGUACCUCCACUUUGAUCCUUGGAGUCCUGUUGUCAAAUAUCGGAGAGAGGUGUUCCGACUUUCAGAUGGGGGCUCUGUCGGCCUUGAUUGGUCGGGAACUGAGCAGCCAACGACCCCCACAGUCGCCAUCAUCCCAGGAUUGACAAGCGACUCCAGCAAUGCUUACCUCAAGUACCUGGUUGCUGACAUCACCGCAAAAGGCUGGCGGUCGGUCGUGAUAAACCACCGGGGCCUGGGAGGAGUCUCGCUGACGUCCGAAACCUUCUACAAUGCCGGCUGGACGGACGACAUGCGCGAGGUCCUCUCUGAGAUCGGGGCUCGGCUGCCUUCCGCCCCCCUGGCUCUAGUUGGUGCCAGCCUCGGGGCAAACAUGGUGAUCAAGUUUCUUGGGGAGGAAGGAGCAGACUCCCCGGUCUGGGGAGCGGUUGCGAUCGGGUGCCCGUUUGACCUGCUGGUCUGCGACCGGUUCAUGAACAGGACGUUCGUUCAGCGGUUCUGGAACUCGGCGUUGGCGCACGGUCUCAGGGAAUUCGCGGAGCUGCACAAGGAGCCUUUCUCCAAGUUUGUCGACUUCACGAACCUGCAGCGCUCGCGCACGCUGCGCGAAUUUGACGACCGCAUCACACGCUUCACGGCCAACUUCGAGACGGUCGACACGUACUACCGCCGCUGCAGCAGCGCCCCCUUCGUCACCGCCGUGCGCACCCCCCUGCUCGCGCUCAGCGCCCUCGACGACCCCAUCUGCACCAAAGAGUCCAUCCCCUGGGACGAGUGCCGCCUCAACCCUUACGUCACUCUUGCCACCGCCCCCCGGGGAGGCCAUCUCGCAAUCUACGACGGGUGGCUCCCGCGGCGGCUUUGGUGGACCAGACCCUGCGUCGAUUUUCUGGGGGGGAUUUUCGACGUGGGGUACAGAGGGCUCGAGCCCGUGCAGGCGGUAAAUGGGACGGUUCCACGUGGCCCCCUGCCGUUGGUCAAGGGAGUCGGGGAAGAGACGGCGCUGGAGAACGGGUGGGCGGUCGAGACGUGCAACGGUGUGACCGACGCCCUGAUUGACGCUGAGGUGAAACCCCGCAAGGUGCUCGUCACACCGAAAGUGGGCGCCAAGCCGAACGGCGUGUUGCCGCAGAUGAACGGUGUGACGCACACGGUGCUGGACCGGUUGGUGGGCACCCCCAAACGGGCCGCGAAACCAAACGGGGUCUUGCUAACCCAUGCAAAGGAGCCAAAUGGUGAGGCGUACGACCACGCUUGGGCGUCCGAAACGUGGAGCAAACCGUCCGAAGCCCCAGUCAACGCAGCGGACACCCCGGGCAAGGUCACCGGGAGUGCGAGCAAAGCGUCCGUAAAUGAGGGCGAAGCGUUCAAACCCCCGUCCGAACCCCGGGACAAGGCGUCCGACAACCGGGAAAAGGCGUCCGAAACUCCGGGCAAUGCGUCCGAAUCCCCGGUCAGAGUGUCGGCGAACAGCACUCCGCUCCGGAACGGGCGUCUGAAGCGCAUUGUCAUCGAGUUUGCGGACGAGAGCCAGGCGGCGGCAGUCGAGGCCUUCUUGUCGGAGAUCCUCAAACAGAUGCGAGGAGUCGCUCCCACCCCCCGAAGCGCCCACCAGUCGCUGAACGACGCCGCUCUUGCGGCCUCCACGGCUGCGGCGUCCGCAUCUGCCGUUGCAGCCGCCGCCGCCGCCGUCGUCCGAAGCGCGUCCGCAGCGACAAUUGCCGUCCGAAAAUCUGAAACCCCUCCACAAGAUCAGGACGGCGAGAAGCGGCCGGCAUUGGAUAGCACUCGGUACUCUGAGUUGAUGAGCUGCUACAACCGGCUGGCGAUGCAUGGAAGCAAGAGUGCGUGGCUUUUGGCUUACGUUGCGGUUGCCGUUAGCUUUCCGCUGGCCGGAGCGCUCCUACGGAUGCAGGCGGUGCAGAGAAUGAAGGCGUCAGAGCGAGUGCUGAGGCUCAGCCGGAAAGUGGGCUUGAAGUGAGGUCAUGAUAUUAAGGUUCUGGUUCGAAAGGUGUUUGUAGUUUGCUACGGCUAUGACGGCCAGGUUUGUGAUUGAGACAGUCACAGAGCGGUUUUGUGUUUGGUACUGCGUUUGAUGAGUAUCGUCAAACUAUUAGACUCGGUGCUAUGACUAUUUCUUGAGGUCUAUAAGUAAGUCUACGCUUCCAGGUUUUGGGCCGUGUAUACGGGAAA